CUGGGAUUGGCAGCGAUGGCAAACUCUUAGAAAACAUACAACAGCUUUGUUCCUUAUAGCAGGAGAUCUGAAACUUUUUGUACCCUGGGACCUUUUUAACUAUUAAAAAACAUUCCACAGACCCCCUCUCACUGCUGAUUCAUUUUACAACCAUAAUCUAACUAUUCAAAUAUGAGUAUGUAGUAAUCAUUGUGUACAACAAUAUUUGGGUUUGGAUUAAACCUAUUCAUUUCAAGUGACCUGUCAGUUAGUCUAAUCACUAUAAGAAGUCAAUAAAAAAAAUCUGGUGCUUGGACCCCUAAUAAUAAGUUUCAUAAUGGUGGGUUGUGACAAAAUAAAAACAAAAUCACAGAUCCCACUUAACCACAGCCAUACAGAACACAACGAGAUAGUAUCUUAGACAUAUUAUGCAAGCACAUAUUAUGUCUAUUACACAACCAUGUUUAUGUUAAAUUGAAUGACUGUUUGAAAAAGAAUUUCAGUAUUAGGCACCAUUUUGCUUUUAAUUCUGCUGUCAUGUCUAUUUGCUUUUUUUCCGUACAUGCUUUCACACUUUUACUCCUAGCACUCUUACAUAAUGUAAUAUGAUUUUAAUCACUUUGCAUCAUUUUCCAUCUAAUUACCGUUUAAUAAGCCUUUAUAUUUGGAAAUCUGAAGCAUCAUAAAAGCUCAUUUUUCUUCCUCGUGUUAUUCUUUUUGACCUCAGUUCUUUUGGCUUUGCUUAAACUUUUAAUUUCAUAUGUUUAAAGCACUAUGUUCAUUAGCACGCAGCGCUCUCUGAUCUGGAGUCAGUGACAGCGAAUCGCAGCUCAGGCCCGAGCGCAGCUGAGCACUUUUUUUUUUGGGGAGUUGUAAAUAUUUGAUGGGCGACCUGAUUCAGACGAGUCAAGCACCAUUUCACACUCCCUUUCAUGCACGCCGCUGCCAGAUCUGCCUGCCUUGCUCACACGCUCCACAAUGAGAACAGAUUUAGGUGGGAAGACAUCAACAACCCAGAUACAACGAACACCAGGGACCAGGUGUCUCUGCACUCGUCGCUCGAUUCAGUCCCCGCAUCUUUUCUAUUUAUACACAUUUAUGGAAUAAACAAGGCCCGGAAAAAAAGAAAAUAUGAAGUAUCCUGAGCGUUCGCCUCGGAAUGGCUGAAGCAUAAAAGAGCUUUUCAGAUGCGGGAAAAUAACAAGUGUGUGUCUUUGUGUGAUGAAAGUAGCGGCUUUCCGACAGUUCAGACUGAGAGGUUUUUUUUUUUUCUUUUAAACCCUGCUAAAGGUUUUGUGUGUAUUUGGUUAGUUACAGCAAUUACGGCCAGUAAGUGACAGCCAAAAGCACGCGAGAGAGAGAGAGAGAGAGAGAGAGAGAGAGAGAGCAGACUGCUUCCCUGUGCAAGACUCCUCUGUCGAACAUCUGCUCAGAGAUUUGCAUAUUAAUUAACCCAUAUUAACUCUAAUUAUUCUGGGAAAUUAUCAAAUAAAUUAAAUUUUCUAAUUUUAACCUUUCCUUUGCUUGACGGAUGUCAGCACAGGAGGAAACCCGGAAAAAUUUACACUCACCUGGGCAACCGUUUUACUCCUUCUUUAUUUUUUUCCCCCUCUUGUUUCAGCUCUUCUAUUUUUUUCCGGUGUUGGUCCCGGGGGCAGCCGAGGGAGCUUUUGUAUGCCUCGGUCUCUCUCUCUAUCUUUUUUUCUGUUUUUUUGGCUCCCGUGUCUGGGAGGUGGGGGACGCUGGGCCAGGAGCAUGUGUGUGUGAGUGAGUACAGAUGGCGAACUCGGGCAGGACGACUAGAGGAGGAGAGUCAGGCCACCGAGCCGAGCAGCCGAGCAGCCGAGCAAAGCUCCGAGCUUUCUGUCUUUUUUUCCAGCCUGUUGCUUCGGCCUCGGCAAAUAAACGCGACUUUAAUUCAAUUAGGGUCCGGCUACCGUGGCUGGCUGCCUCAUGGUAGAAAUGAUUGAACAUAACAACCCCCUUGCUGACACACACGCAGAAGCACAAGGGCUCUGAAACACUCCGGAGCUGGUUUGGUUUGCUUUGCUUUACACUUCACUGGGUUUUUCACCGUCCACGGGGCAGCCUCGAUCUUUUGUUCACUUUUGGCCACUGUCCUUUUUUCCCCCUUCUCUCUUUCUCAACACCAACCUUUUUUAUCUGUUGUUUUCUUAUCCUGUUGUAGGACAUUUUAUAUUAUUUUUUUAUAAAGGGAUUGGCAAGAUACGCCAUGAAAUAAUAUUUGUUUUAAAAUAAAAAGUCUUUGGUUGUUUUAAAGGCUUAGUUUGAUAGCAGACCGAAUAUUCGUGAGCAUCCUCAUUCAGAGCCGUAAACUGUUGUGAAAGGAAAUGAUGACAGUUUACUCUCAUUGCUUACUGAAUAGGCAGCAUUAACAUCCACCUUAAUGCUUUUACACCCCCAUUCCCAUUGGCACACACACACACACCCCCCCUUGAGCCAUUCAGGUGAUCUGUGUGUAUGAGACAGGCAGGAGAGGGCAUAGUUAUCCUCCAAUAGGGUUACCAACCUCACCUAUUACCCCUACUGACACACAGCAGCUGCUCCAGCAGGCACAACAUCCAGGAAUAGCUCCAUCACUUCUCCACCUCGGGGGAGCUCUGAUCUCCUGCUCUCCCAUAACCAGAGGCCGUUGUCUGGGCACCGGCACAAGCCUUCCCCUGGAUCUGGAUCUACUCUGGAUUUUUGAAAGAAACCAUGCCCCCAGGUUGGAUUGUGGUUAAGGAGAGUGUAGGGAUGGAGACAUUAACUGCACAGGAGUCUAAAAGAGCAUUAUUCAAGACAAAGUAUUUGCAGAGGAGCAGUGGUAAAGUGCUAAACUAUGAGAACGUAGUGGAGACCGGAUCCGAGACAGACGAAGAAGACAAGCUGUUGGUAUCCGAGGAAGACGGGCUUCUGAACGGCGCCACGAGUCCAGCCAGCCUGGCCAAUCACGAGCCAGUGGUGCCGCUAUCCCCAAGACUGGGCCACGCCCUCAUGACGAAAGUCGAUGACGAGGAGGACGAAAUGCGGGACAGCGGCGUGGAGCACGUAUGGAAUGAGAACGACAUUCUGAGAAGCUCCGUCGAUGGUACAGAUGAACUGAAGGACGACUUUGACAGCAUGGUGCCUGACGCCACUUUACAGCCCAUUGGGAACGGUACAGUGAAGAGAAUGGACUGCACAGCCGAGUUCGAGGAGUUCUUCGCUAAAAGGAAGAUGGCCGACAGCGAGAGCCAUGUGGUUAGCAUUGCUGAGUAUCUGCAGCGCGCCGACACGGCCAUCAUCUACCCCGAGGCUCCGGAAGAGAUUGCCCGCCUGGGCACACCCGAGGGCCCCGGGCAUGAGGAGAACGACCUGCAACCUGGAACGCCAGAUGCUUUCGCCCAACUGUUGACCUGCCCCUACUGCGACCGGGGUUACAAGCGCUUGACUUCCCUGAAGGAGCACAUCAAGUACCGGCACGAGAAGAACGAGGAGAACUUCGCCUGCCCUCUGUGCAACUACUCCUUUGCUUACCGCACUCAGCUGGAGAGACAUAUGGCCACGCACAAGCCUGGACGAGAUCAGCACCAACUGCUGAACCAGGGAGCUGGCAACCGCAAGUUCAAAUGCACAGAAUGUGGCAAGGCCUUCAAAUACAAGCACCAUCUGAAGGAGCACCUGCGGAUCCACAGUGGGGAAAAACCGUAUGAAUGCCCAAAUUGUAAGAAGCGCUUCUCUCACUCUGGGUCCUACAGUUCUCACAUCAGUAGUAAGAAGUGCAUUGGCCUGAUCACAGUCAAUGGCAGGAUGAGGAACAACAUGAAGCCCGGCUCCUCUCCAACCUCUGCCUCUUCCUCUCCAACCAACACUGCCAUCAGCCAGCUAAGACACAAGCUGGAAAAUGGCAAGCCCCUCGGCCUCCAUGAGCAGUCCAAUCACCUCAACAUUAAAUCGGAACCACUGGACAUCAACGACUAUAAGCUGAUGAUGGCCUCACAUGGCUAUGGUACACCAGGCCCCUUCCUGAAUGGUGGGCUGAGUGGAGGGAGCCCACUAAGUGCUCCCAACUCCCAGAGUCCCCUCCAGCACUUAGGAAUGAGCAUGGAAGGACAAAUUCUGGGGUACCCAUCUUUAGGGAACAACUUGACCGAGGUGCAGAAGGUGCUUCAGAUUGUGGACAACACAGUAUGUCGACAGAAGAUGGACUGCAAGCCGGAGGAACUUUCCAAACUGAAGGCCUACAUGAAGGAGCUGGGCUCCCAAAUUGAGGAGAAGAAGGCAGGGCUGGGAUCACCCGGGGGCCCCCAGACAGGUCUUCCAGUCAUCAGCCACAAUGGCGCAACCAAGAGCAUCAUUGACUACACACUUGAGAAGGUCAAUGAAGCCAAAGCUUGCCUCCAGAGCUUGACCACAGACUCUAAGAGACAAAUUAGCAAUAUCAAGAAAGAGAAGUCUAAUCAUACGAUAGAUUUAGGUACAGAGGAGAAGAUGCAUGAGAACAAUUUAAUGUUUACACCCUUUUCUUGCCAGUAUUGCAAAGAAACUUUCCCAGGUCCCAUUCCAUUGCAUCAGCACGAGAGGUACCUGUGUAAGAUGAAUGAAGAAAUAAAAGCUGUACUGCAGCCCAAUGAAAACAUCACGCCUAACAAGCAGGGCAUGUUCUCAGAGAAGCAUGCCUAUUUGUUAUCCCCAAUCAUCUCUGAGAAGGGCAUUACUAGCCCCCUUAACCCUUACAAGGACCACAUGUCAGUGCUCAAAGCAUACUUUGCCAUGAACAUGGAGCCCAACUCAGAGGAACUACUGAAGAUCUCGAUAGCAGUCGGCCUUCCUCAGGAAUUUGUGAAAGAGUGGUUCGAGCAGAGAAAGGUAUACCAGUAUGCCAAUUCUAGAACACCUCCUUUAGAUAGGAGCAAUAUGGAGAUUGGUCUGCCUGCCACUAACCACAUGCCCAAUAAGGACUCCAUGAAUGCUCGUUCCCCUCUAUCUUUGGUCAAAACUAUGGACCGAAUGACGUCGCCCGCCACCCCCGAGCUACAUAACAACAUCAACAACUGUGACAUCCCCCUCAGGCUUUCUAAAACACCCCACUUCCCUGGCCCCAGGCAACUUGGUGAGAAGUUGGACCACUCCAGGAGCAACACGCCAUCUCCUUUGAAUCUGUCCUCAGCCUCCUCCAAGAACUCCCACAGCAGCUCUUACACGCCCAACAGCUUCACAUCCGAGGACCUGCAGGCAGAGCCACUGGACCUCUCGCUACCAAAGCUCAUGAAAGAACCCAAACACGUGCUUUCUGUCAAGAGCCGGCCCAAGCCCAGCAGUGUCCCCUUAGACCACAAUCCCAUUACAUCACCCCGGGAACACUUGGAGGAGCCACUCAAUCUUGCAUACCUGUCCAAGAAAGAGUUUGGGAGCCACAAUGGUAACCUGGAAAAAAGCACUAGCCCCAUGUUUGGCAUUAACCCUUUCUCUGCCAAACCUCUGUACACUUCCUUACCCCCUCAAAGUGCGUUCCCACCAGCCACUUUCAUGCCCCCAGUUCAGGCCAGUCUCCCGGGGCUCCGGCCCUACCCCACGCUUGACCAGAUGGGCUUCCUGCCACACAUGGCCUACACCUACGCAGCAGGAGCUGCCAGCUUCGCUGAGAUACAGCAGCGGAGAAAGUACCAGCGGAAGCCAGGGUUCCAGGGGGAGUUGCUUGACGGCACGCCAGACUAUCUCUCCAGCCUGGAUGACAUGACAGACUCAGACGCCUGUCUGUCCCGGAAGAAGAUUAAGAAAACAGAAAGUGGUAUGUACGCGUGUGACCUUUGCGACAAAACAUUCCAGAAGAGCAGUUCCCUCCUAAGACACAAAUAUGAGCACACAGGUAAAAGGCCGCACCAGUGCCAGAUCUGCAAGAAGGCGUUCAAGCACAAGCACCACCUGAUUGAACACUCGCGCCUGCACUCGGGCGAGAAGCCGUACCAGUGCGACAAGUGUGGCAAGCGCUUCUCACAUUCGGGCUCGUAUUCGCAGCACAUGAACCACCGCUACUCCUACUGCAAACGGGAGGCCGAGGAACGCGAGGCGGCUGAGAGAGAGGCACGUGACAAGGGGCGCCUUGAACCCAGCGAGCUCCUCAUGAACCGGGCCUUUCUUCAGGGCCUGACGUCUCCCGGAUACCCCGAGCACCAAGAGCGCGAUCCCAUCCUGCGCGACGGCAUCAACGGCGGCACCAAAGAGCCGGACGGAACCUACGGCAAGCUGGGGCGCAGGGAGGACGAGUUCGAGGAGGAAGAAGAAGAGGAGAGUGAGAACAAGAGCAUAGACACGGACCUGGACACAGCACGGGAUGAAGAGGAGAACGGCGAGCACUCGAUGGACGACAGCUCGCUGGACGGCAAAACCAAAUCGGACCACGAGGACAACCCUGAGGACGGCGUCUAAUAAGACUACUGUGUUGUGUUCUACAAACGUCCCCUCCACGUCUUUUCAUUUUUGGUUGACUUUUUUCUUUCGGUGGCCACCUGACCAGACGGACGCACACGAGCUUCUGGAUUUGCGCCAGACUGAUCAAAAAAAGGAAGGAAUCCAGUCAGGGAGGGGAGGGGGAAACGGGUGAGAAGCUGCAUUAUGCAAAAAUGAAACAAAUGAAAUAUGUUUUUUUUUUUUUUUUAAUGUACAGUAUUAAGGCCUAAAAACUAUGUGUGGUGCUACCAUCUUAAAAAAAACCCUGUGUUCCAUAGUAUUUAUAGCACAAAACUAGUAACUUGUACAAAAAAAAAAAAUUGCACUCCGCUUCUAUAAUCACUACAAAAAUAAUAAAAAAGUAUUGCCUAUGUAUAUUUAUAGUGUUGAAGAAAAAAAGAAGAGGCUGCGGCGUGUUUGCUGCAGGUUGUCAGUAUUAUAAAUUCUCUCGCUCCCACUGUGCCCUUUGCCGUUCUUCACCCCGGUGUUUACUCAGCUAGCCACAUGUUUUUAGGCCUCCGCAAUUUUUACUCGACGUGAAGGAUCUUAAAUCGAUACCGGUUUUUAAAGUCUUAAACAGACUGUGUAGAGCAAGUGAAACGGUCCAGAGUGGAGACAGAUGAAGGAAGAAGGCAGUGAUGAAGGAGAAAGCCUUUGUAAAGUCAUUUUCUUUUGUAUUAGAGAAGAUUAAAGAAAAAAAAAAAACAAAGCCUUAUAUGCAAACCUUUUAAUCUGUGUGUUUCUACAAGUGCCAUCCUUGUACAGUGUUAAAGGAGGACGGACGUGGUGUUGCUCUCGCCAACGUCAGCGUCCAGAUGAAGAUUUCUCCUCCUCCUCCUCCUCAGUAUUAGCAGAAUAGGCACUCGUUCUUUAGUUUACAUCAUGUUUGUGCAAUUUUCCGUUCCUUUUUUUUCCCCUUUUUUUUAUCAGUAUUACACCAAACCAUUUCUCUCCAACAAAAAAGUCGAUUCAUUUUAUUAUGUCAGUUUAAAUAACAUUUUAUUUAUGUGGCCCAUUUUGUAUUUCCUAAUUUUAUUUAUUUCAUACUGUAGUGUACAGUAUUAUAGUUCUUCAAUAUAUAGAUAUAUUUUAGUAAAAAUGAAACAUGAAGAUCACUUGGGCAAAUUUUACGUAAAGAGAGCAUUUAUUGUGUUUUGAGACAUUAAUUGUGAAAUGCGAAUUUUCAGCUUCUUUCUUUUCUUGUUUUUUUUUCUUUUUCUUUUUCCAGUUUACUGGAAAAAUUCCAAAUUUGGGAACUUUUGAUACAAUAUUGUGAAACACUGUAUUUUCGACUGAGGAAAAAAAAAUAUUCCACUUUCUUCAUCUUGUUUUUCUUUUUUUUAAAUAAAAAAUGAAGAGGGACUGUUAAAAUAAAUACAAUGUAUUAUACCAUGAGAGAAAAAAAGAAUCUUUCCUGAAAUGUCUUUGUAAAAGUAUUAUUGAAUUUUUAAUUUGUAAUUCCUCUUGGAAAUGACCAUGCUCGAAUAAACGUAGCCAAAUCAAA
This is a messenger RNA of Pangasianodon hypophthalmus (striped catfish), 7915 nucleotides long. It is a transcript of the gene zeb2b, whose product is annotated as zinc finger E-box binding homeobox 2b. Gene Ontology annotation, biological process: anatomical structure development; regulation of transcription by RNA polymerase II. The transcript is spliced from 9 exons. Gene Ontology annotation, molecular function: RNA polymerase II cis-regulatory region sequence-specific DNA binding; DNA-binding transcription factor activity, RNA polymerase II-specific. The coding region runs from base 2698 to 6390 and encodes 1230 amino acids. NCBI's taxonomy places the organism in Eukaryota, Metazoa, Chordata, Actinopteri, Siluriformes, Pangasiidae. The record is from RefSeq and is a predicted model, not a curated record.